AUGACACCCACUCGCCGGAUUGUGCGCGUUGCUCAACAGCCCGCAACCAUCGAUCCAAGUUUGGAGCAAGCGGUUGCCACAACUGCCGUUAAUCUUUACAACUUUGACAUCCAACUCGUCAGCCUACGUGCCCAGAAGGCCCGCAAGGAUGCCGCUUACGGACGUUUUCUGCGGUUGCCGCAGCAACUCCCGCAUGUGAAUCCCUAUGCUUGGCCGCCGUCACCGCUGAGUCUUCUGGGUCUCACAGACUACGCCCGGCAGUCAGCUGAAGCAAAGCAGGUAGGCCAACUGUGUCCGCACAACCUGCGUUCUGCAAUCCUGGCUGCGGGCAGACGUGAAAUUCCUGGUUACGAUGCGGAGAAGAAGCGUCUGGUGCAGGUAAUUUGCGGUUUCCACGACUGUUUUGAGUAG
Messenger RNA from Dibothriocephalus latus, 411 nucleotides. NCBI's taxonomy places the organism in Eukaryota, Metazoa, Platyhelminthes, Cestoda, Diphyllobothriidea, Diphyllobothriidae. The record is from the annotation of a GenBank genome assembly.